This is a messenger RNA of Klebsormidium nitens, 2500 nucleotides long. Lineage: Eukaryota; Viridiplantae; Streptophyta; Klebsormidiophyceae; Klebsormidiales; Klebsormidiaceae. The record is from the annotation of a GenBank genome assembly.
GACGUAUCCCUACAAGCAGAUUCCGGACAUUGCUCUUGGUGCUGAAAGCGCUUCACAGAGAAAUUUUUUUGUAGGAGUUCGAGCUACACCAGCUUGCAACAAAGGUCUGCCUCUGGGGCCAGCUCCAUGAUCCCUCAACACUCGUCGAUUACCACAAUACUAUAUUGAAGAGAACCCUUGAUUAAGGAUUGAGGAUUGCCUCUUUGAGACCUGUCUCAAGAUAAACAAGGAGCUAGCCAUCACUGUCAGCUUCAGAGCUCAAUCAUCGGAAAGGCUUCUGGUACUCAUUGUGAAACACCGAAGCACACCGGAGCUGGAAGAGCUGGGAACUGGAAACUCAAGUACAUGAAGUUCUGAUAAUUUGAUUACAGUGCACCUACCCACAGCGUGAAAUUAGAAGUAGCCUGUAGUGAGGGCACCUUCCUCUAGCAGUGAUUUGUGGCCCAUUUUCAUUGUAUGUUUCGUAAAUGUGCGGUGUUCCCCUUCACCGCUGGCAGUGGAAGUGGCCGGUCGCAUGUUCUGAGGUGAAGGUUUCCCAGCAGAAAUAGUAAAAAUUUGUGGAACCUUGGAUAUCACAUGAGGCAUGACCGUUGCAGAUAAGAGGUUAGAGGUGGGCAGAUUAGAGGCCAGAGGUGGACGCUGAUCCACUACACAUUUUGUAAUGAAGCCUCUGAAGGGCAUGACUCCUGACGAGGAACUGCUCGAUCUCCAGAAGAAGUAUCACCUGCUAGAGGGCGACCGGAAGGCGUACUACGAGACGUCGCAAUGGACAAUCAAGCAGAACCGGGACACUCUGGCAACGGCCAAGAAGGAGAACAAGGACCUGCGUGCCCAGCUGGCGGCCAUCCAGGCGGGGAACAGCGCGCGGGGCACGAGCGCAGGAAAGGAGACGGCGCGGCAGGAGAUGCGCAAGCUGACGGAGCAGGUGGCGGAGCUGCGCAAGAAGUAUGACGACACGCGGCAAAGGUGCCUACGGAUACAGGCGCAGGUGGACAAACAAGAAGCGGACACCAAAGCCCUGGAGAUCGACGCAGGGGUGUACGGGGCAGACACGGACCCGUCCGUGCAGCAGCACAUUCGCAUCUUGGAAAACCGAUUAGACAAGGCGCUCAUCAAGUUCAACGAGGCGCAGUCCAUCAAGCGGACGUACGAGCAGAUUGUGCGGCGGCUGCGCGAGGAGCGCAUCACCUUUGACAACCAGUUGGCGGCAAUUGGGCGCACGCUGAAGGCUAAGGAGCACGACCUGGACGACUUGAUUCUGAUGUCGCACGAGGCCAACCACGCCAAGGAAAUAGCCAAGGCCGACCUCGCCAGGGUGGACGGCGCGAUCCAUCACGAGCGCGGGGCGCGCGAGCGCGAGCUGGCGGACCGGCGCGCAUACGUACUGGCGCUGCAGAACCGGGCCAAGCUGGAGCUGUCGUCGCGCAUGGAGAUGCGCGAUAAGAACAGGAAAGAUCUCCAGACAGAGAUGCUGGACGAGGCGGCGUCGGGCGACGCGCGCACGCCGGGCGACGGCAAGGGCGAGGGCGGCGAGGCGCGGAGCGCGGCCGCGCUGGACGAGGUGCAGAAGAAGAUAACGUCGUACGAGGAGGCGUUCCGCAAGAUUAAGGAGGCCACCGGGCUGACGGACGUGAAUGAGGUCAUCCAAAAGUUCAUGACGCAGGAGGAGACGGCCAAUAACCUGAAGCACCUCACGCGCGAGACGCAGGGCAAAAUCGACGCGCUCAACGAGGAGACCGCGGCAGCCAAGGCCAAGGUCGAGGAGGUGAAGUACUCCGGUUCGGGCGUGGGUGGCGGACGGCGGCUGGUGGACGAGUUUGAGGCGCGGCUCGCGGACGCGAAUGCCAACUGCGAGCGCGCGCAGAAGAAGUACGAGCGCGUGGCCAAGAUCCUGGUGAACAUGAAGGCCGGCACGCAGCACGUGGCGGACAAGCUGGAAGUCAUCAAGACGGACCAGGCACGUGACUUUGCCGCAGAGUGUUUUCCGGGCCAGGCGCAGCUGACGGACGAGAGCAUCGCGGACGUCCUGCAGCAGUGCGAGCAGCGGCUCAUCCGGACGCUGGACAGCUUCGCGGGCGACGACGAGCUGGCACGUGCCGUCGAGGAAGUGGAGAUGGCCCGCAGCACCCCGUCGGGGGGGGACUCUAGUGACGGCGCCCUGGACCAGCGGAUGCAGAACAACGUCCGGAUCGGUGUGAAUGCGCACGUGACAGGGGAUGAGGAGAGCGACGGCUACUUCACCGAUGAUGAGGAGGAUGAGCGGGACGUCCCAGACCGGUUGUUCGUCAAAGCAGCGUCGCUGCAGAUGAUGCAAAAGGCGGCGCAGCGCUUCAAAAAGAAGAUGGGCCGAUUCACGUCCAUGGCAGGGCGACACAGCCCGAGCGAUCACGGCCUCGGCUCUGAGUCACCGCUGUCCACCUUGUCGCCCAACUGGGGCUCUAGCACGCCCCCGCCCGUCAAGGGCAAGGUCAGCCAGGGCAAAAAGGCCGACCCGGAAUAA